AUGAAGAAUGUUCUGUCUUUAAAUAUGAAUCCCGAGGGGAAAAGCAACUCUCAAAUUGAAAGUAGGGUUUUGAACAAGAUUUUUUGUCGUCAUGAACAAACAUCAAACAUCCUGUUCCAAGUAGGUAGUUCUUUAAAUUACUAUUUGUAUGAAUUGAUAACUGUAAAAAUAAAAAAAAAUAAACAAAAAGCGUGA
Molecule: messenger RNA, 195 nt
Organism: Clunio marinus
Lineage: Eukaryota; Metazoa; Arthropoda; Insecta; Diptera; Chironomidae
Source: the annotation of a GenBank genome assembly